AUGGUGCGAACAGAGACUCUUCUCAGCGAGUACAUCAAUUUUAGCGACCAGAAUGCUGGAUUGAGCGAUGCAGAGCUCACCAACAAAGAGCUCAUGUUCUACGGUGCUGCAGCAGUCAGUCAUCUCUGCAACGAACAAGAGCAAGGUAUCAACAUCGAUGAGAAUCUUCAUCAGAGUGAUCGAUUCCGAUUCAUCCGAGAACUAGACAUUAUCUCGUCGGUCUACUCAAUUGCGCCGAUUAGCAAGAAAGCGGGGAUCAAGUCAACACCGCCGGUCAUUGCCUGGUCGAAUCGCCUUCAGACCGUCUUUCUAGGGUUCUGUUGUACACGUAACAUGAACGAUGUCCAUUCUGAUUUAGACGUGCGCUUGACAGCGUCAGAUGACAUAGGAUCGCGAUUCCAUAAGGGCUUCUGUGACAGAAGUGAGGAGUUUGUGCCGCUUGUUGAAUGGCUUAUGAAGAGGCACAAGUUGGUUGUUUGCGGCCACAGCUUCGGAGGCGCCCUGGCGACUAUCUCGUCCUACCUGGCCAUGGUUGGCCACGAUCCUCUUCCGAACGCCUGGGAACAAAGGCAGGGCGGUGUAUCCAUAAUCACAUUUGGAGCACCUUCGUGCAUGGUCGCUGAACCACUAGGAACCACGGUUUCCUUUCAAAUGAACCUGAGCGGCAAUUUCCACCACGUUAUCAACCCUCACGACUACGUUCCCUUUGCACUCAACGAUAGCUCGAGGAAGUUUAAGCAGACCUUUGAUGCUCUAAGAACACCGCUGGGGAACCUGUCACCCACGAUCCAGAUGCUAUGGCCUAUCCUUGAGUAUCUCUUAGAUCUUUUGUUGCAGCACACGGGCAAGUUCUGCCACUUUGGGUGCAUGUACUCUAUCGCGGCUGAAAUAUCAGGGAUCCAGAAUUGUGUCCAAACUUUGCGACUCGACGACAUUCCUCAGAUACCUAGCGCGGGUCAGGUUGACCGAUAUCACAAGAUGUCACACUACUUCCAUUGUGUCAAGAGCUCUGUUGGUUCCAGAUUUAUUCAACAGGCCUCAAAAGAACUGCAUCAUGCAGUCUCCGAUGUUUCAUCGAUGAUACUUCCAAUGCCUGGAACGGUAACAAGUUGCUCCUGCGUGGUUCACAGCGAUCACAUGAUUGUAUCAUUGGAUAUCAAUACGCCUGUGAUGCAAUAUCUCUUGAAAGGAGCAACGUUUAGUAGCGAUACCCGAGAAAUUCCUCUCGCGAUUCUUGGGUUUCCUGCCAAGUCUGACCGCUAUCAGAACUCUGUCAAACUUGAGUAUAGGAUCAAGGACGAUGACCCCUUUGAGGACAUUGGAAAAGCUUCAAUCGCCAUUCAGGAAGGCAUCACCCUUCAUGAUAUUUUCGGGCGAUCUACAGACAUCGAUGUUGAUACCUUGCGAUCGAUGAGUCUGGACAGAGCUAGCUUACCAGCGACCUUCGAAAGUAUCAGACUGGCAAUGAUACGUGCGCUCGUUGCUCAGAUGUCAAAGGUCCAGGCCCUCAGAACUGAUAAUACCUCUCGCGAUGCCCAUCCUCGAGAAGAGGUCAUGUCGAUUGUCGACAACAUCAAACCUGUUGUGGGAUGCAUCGACGGUCUUGUUAGCGAUGCUAGCCCCCAUCUUGUUUUCAGUCGCCUUGGCCAUGCUUUUACCAUCCUGAAGGCGCUUUGGCCAAAGGACUUUGAGAUUGGAUCCGAUUUCCAUGCUUCUGUGCCUGGCGCGUAUGGAGAUGGAGACUCUGAUACUGGCCUUCUUCAUGAUAUCCCUGCCGCCUGCCCUAAAGUUCUUAGGAGGCUCAUUACGGAUAUGGUCAUCAGCCAGAACGCCCCAAGUAUCACCCGAGCUCAGCUUCUUGUCCAAAAUUGGGAAGCUGCCAAAAGACCCACGUUGACAAAACAAUUCAACAAAGUACCGACAUUUGCUGGAGCUCUCAAGACGUUCAGCCAUGAUCUAUAUCAUCGUUCGACAGACCCUACAAGGCGCACAGAGCAAGCAGUGUCCCAGUUUCAAGGCGUCAUGGGUGUCAUUCAAUUUUGUCAUCUUGUCAUCAUCACUCAACUUGACGCGCCAUAUGAAUGGUACUGCAAGUCCACCGAGGGCCACCGGAUCACCUCAGCUGCUUUGGGUGCUUUGCCGUCUUAUUUUUCUGGAGCUUCGUUAUUCUCUAGAGUCCUAGCUCUGGGCCUUGGGGCGACUUCCGCUGCUGGACUGGGCGUCACUGGUGGGAUAGCUGUGUUAUUCACAAGCACCACUAUCAUCAAUCAUCUCCUUAACAGGCACAAAACAUAUCUAGAUCUGUCGUUUCCUGGUGUCCUAGCCAUUACUCUGCUGGCACUUGGCCUACCCAUCGCUGAGUCCGAUGACAUAGUGGAGAAGACCCUCCUCGAUCGCGUGAAGCAGGAUAUUGCGAGCUCUCAUUCGGUGGAAACGAUAGAUAAAUGGAGAGGCAAACUCGAAGAGGGCUUGAAAGAGUAUCCCGGGGUCAAGGCCAACCAGUGGUGUAUUACACCUACCUUCUUCUGGCCUAGGUGGCUUUUCAGUGUUGCUCAAGUCGCCCAGCUCCGAAUCCAGCUUUCGGACAAGAUCUGCAUCGGAGUGCAGGGCUCCACAGAAGCUGGUAAGAGUCAAAUGCUUACUGUUCUCACCGGUGCAUCUGAGAACUACUUCAAGCCUGGCUCCAGUAGUCUCUGCAGAACUUUAGGCAUUCAGUCUUACGACUCCAGUAGCCUCGGGGCCAUUUUCCUCGAUAGUCCCGGUUUCGACGACCAGAAGCCAGAGAUCAAGUACAUGGCCGAUGUAUUCCAGGAGCUGUUUGCCAUCGUGAUCAUUGUGAUCCCGAUGGAACGAACACGAUCUGAGGCAACCGAAAGUGCCUUGCACAUAGCUAUCAAACUGCUCCGCGACCAAGAAGAUAAGCGCCCGCUGCGGAUCCUGCUAAGCCAGGCAGAUGGUCUAGACCAUCAUCGCAACAACAAACAGAAGUUUAGGGACACACUACGUGAUGUCAAGGAGCAGUUUAUGUCUAGAUUUAGACAAGAGCUUGGCGAGAACUUCACUACCUUCAGACAGCAGCCUUUCCAUGAUGGAAUCGUCUGCAAAUCGGAGAGGCUGGAGGAUAUUGUCAAGCCGUUUUCAACGCAUGCUCAAAUGACUUUAGAUGGCAUUAGUGCGUUGGCAGAUUGUCCUUCCAGAACGCCAUGUAAAAUCGAAAGGGAGAGCCACUUCGAAAAUUUGUGCGAAUUGGCUGAUGCGGGAGAGAUAUGGGACAUUGAGUCGCUACGCUCCUGGCUUCGAGAUCUUUCACCCAACAGCGUGCCGAUGUCGAGUGGCCGCGUGCGGGUAUACUGUGAUUAA
Molecule: messenger RNA, 3360 nt
Organism: Fusarium musae
Lineage: Eukaryota; Fungi; Ascomycota; Sordariomycetes; Hypocreales; Nectriaceae
Exons: 3
Coding region: 1-3360 (1119 amino acids)
Biological process (GO): lipid metabolic process
Source: RefSeq, a predicted model, not a curated record